UUGUGUAAUAUUUUGUUCCUCGCGUUCGAAAGACUAUAUCCUAAAUCUGUCCUGCGUGGUGCGCGGUUCUAUUGCGGCGCGUUCUUAGACUUUAACCCGCGGAGUGCGGAGCCUCUCCGCGGUGUCAGGCUUCACUCACCGCGAGAGGUUCCGUACACCGCGCGCCGCGCCGCAGUGGGCCCGCGACUGUUGCAGGCGGCCUAA
This is a messenger RNA of Danaus chrysippus (African queen), 204 nucleotides long. NCBI's taxonomy places the organism in Eukaryota, Metazoa, Arthropoda, Insecta, Lepidoptera, Nymphalidae. The record is from the annotation of a GenBank genome assembly.